AUGGCGCCUCUCAAACUGCUCACAGUCGUCAGUUCCUCGCUCUUCUUCCUGGCCAAAGCGAACGGCGAGCCCGCAGCCCAAAAGACAACUUAUACAGUAGACUUGGGAAGCGAAGGAAAGUGCCUCGCCGAGGUCAAUUCUGCUCGCGUGGCAGCUGGUUUCAGCGAACUCGCACAAGCAGCGAAACCAACAAGCAGGCUGCCUAAAGGAGCCGGAGCGGCAGCUUCCGGCGACGCAGACGGCGCGGGACAAAGCAACGAAAAAAAAGCCUCGGCUUUGAUUUGCAUGACUGCGCCGGAUGUACUUGCCGACGGAGCGAAUGCCCCUUUCACCGACGAGCAGUGGAAACAGAUCGUGACCGCUCUCGAAGGCUCUGCCUCGGCUGUUGCACCCGGUGUGGUCGGUUUUGCAUUGGCGAUCGUUGGCCUCAGCAUGCUGUGA
Messenger RNA from Eimeria mitis, 441 nucleotides. RefSeq names its product SAG family member. The transcript has 4 exons. Lineage: Eukaryota; Apicomplexa; Conoidasida; Eucoccidiorida; Eimeriidae. Bases 1 to 441 code for a protein of 146 amino acids. The record is from RefSeq and is a predicted model, not a curated record.